AUGGCAUCCGCUGUUGCAGCCACCACCAGCUGUGUGGCCCGGCCGGUGGCCUGCGUCUCGGCCGCCAAGCGCUCCUCCUUCUUCGCCGGCACCGCCAGGCUCUCCGUCCCCCGCGCCCAGAGCGGCGCCCUGGUGUCCGCCCGCGCCCGCAAGGCCGCCACCGUCGAGGCCCGCUCCACCGGCCGCGGCGGCCAGCAAAUCACUGUCGAUGUAGAGAAGCCGCUGGGCCUGGUGCUGGACCAGAGCAAGAGCCCCAAGGGCGGCCUGGUGGUCAAGUCUGCCGGCAUCUCUGUGGGAGACACAGUCAUCUACACCUCCUCAUUCUUCGGAGACGAGCUGUGGGCUGCGGACAAGCUGGGCUUCACGCGCUCCGCGCUGCAGGCCGCGCCCUCGCCGGUGUUUCUGGUGCUGGUGAAGGGGGCCAACGACAGCGUGGACGUGAAGAAGCUGCCCAAGAAGCCGGCGCCCGCCCGCUUUGGCCGCCGCCUGACCGCGGCGCAGAAGGCGCGGGCCACCCACCUCUGCGUCGACUGCGGCUACAUCUAUUGUGACGAGACGCCCUUUGAGGCCACCCCAACCGACUACCGCUGCCCGCAGUGCAACGCGCCCAAGCGCCGCUUCGCCCGCUUCAACGUGGAGACGGGCAAGAUCCAGAGCGGCGACACGACAGACAUCGGCACCAUUGCCACCGUGGUGGGCGGCCUGGUGGGCGUGGCCAUCCUGGGCUACCUGGGCCUCAGCCUAUCUGCCUGA
Messenger RNA from Chlorella variabilis, 753 nucleotides. RefSeq lists its product as hypothetical. Lineage: Eukaryota; Viridiplantae; Chlorophyta; Trebouxiophyceae; Chlorellales; Chlorellaceae. The record is from RefSeq and is a predicted model, not a curated record. The transcript has 7 exons. Gene Ontology annotation, molecular function: iron ion binding. The coding region runs from base 1 to 753 and encodes 250 amino acids.